Molecule: messenger RNA, 1342 nt
Organism: Mesocricetus auratus (golden hamster)
Lineage: Eukaryota; Metazoa; Chordata; Mammalia; Rodentia; Cricetidae
Gene: Mad2l1
Product: mitotic arrest deficient 2 like 1
Exons: 6
Coding region: 142-759 (205 amino acids)
Biological process (GO): mitotic spindle assembly checkpoint signaling
Cellular component (GO): kinetochore; nucleoplasm; cytoplasm
Source: RefSeq, a predicted model, not a curated record
GGCGCGUUGCGCUUGCGCACGGCGCGCCCCGCGGGCUGCGUAGUUAUUUUUGAACCGGGUGGCGGGGAAUAGCCGAGGGGCGCUGAGCCGUGAGGGCGCGGUGUGCGGUGAGGUUGACAGCGUUCUCCGUUAGACCUAGUGAUGGCGCAGCAGCUGGCCCGGGAGCAAGGCAUCACCCUGCGCGGGAGCGCGGAAAUCGUGGCCGAAUUUUUUUCGUUUGGCAUCAACAGCAUUCUGUAUCAGCGCGGCAUCUAUCCAUCGGAAACCUUUACUCGAGUGCAGAAAUAUGGACUCACCCUGCUUGUAACUACUGACCCCGAGCUCAUUAAGUAUCUCAAUAAUGUGGUGGAGCAGCUGAAAGAGUGGCUCUACAAGUGCUCCGUUCAGAAACUUGUGGUGGUCAUCUCAAAUAUUGAAAGUGGGGAGGUCCUUGAAAGAUGGCAGUUUGAUAUCGAGUGUGACAAAACUGCAAAAGAAGAUGGUGUUUGUAGAGAAAAGUCUCACAAAGCCAUUCAAGAUGAAAUCCGUUCAGUGAUCAGGCAAAUCACAGCUACCGUGACCUUUCUGCCACUUCUGGAAGUUUCUUGUUCAUUUGAUCUGCUGAUUUACACGGACAAAGAUUUGGUUGUACCUGAAAAGUGGGAGGAAUCAGGACCCCAGUUCAUUACCAAUUCUGAAGAAGUCCGUCUACGCUCAUUUACUACCACAAUCCACAAAGUGAACAGUAUGGUGGCCUACAAAAUUCCUGUCAAUGACUGAAGAGAAGGUGAAGAAAGCCAGGAUCCUACUUUGAUAAAUGUAUCCAUGGUUCCAUUUCUUGGGUUCCUCCUGGACUUGCCGUAGAGUCAACAUUACAAGAUUGCUGUACAUUAUUAAGGGGAACCAACAGAUUUUGUCAAGAAUUGUGGAGUGGAUUCCUUUAGAAGUGGUCAUUGUAGAUAGAAAUUCCUUUGUUAGAAAGCUAAAUAUAUCCCCUAACCAGUUAGCUCAGGAAUCUUGACCAGAGAAGCUUCAGAAUGUAAAUACAGUAGAAGGAACUAAAGCUUUGUUUAGUUCUGAGUCAUGAGUACUGCUUUACUGGGCCCAUUUGUCACUUCUCUUUGUAUAGACCCAUAUUGAAACACAUACUAAUUGUUUGAUUUCAGUGUAUAUACCUUGAACUCAAAAAGCAGUUGAUACCAUUUAAUUUCUGUAAUAAAGAACUCUUGUUUUAAUGUUUUAUAAAAAAAAUCAAAGUUUAAAUGACAGUUAUACAAAAGAAAAUAACUCCUGUGUUCUAAAUUUGUGUUAUAAUAUCUUUGGUAAAUGGUGUGGUAUUAAUAUAUUCAGAUACUGCAGUGGA